Molecule: messenger RNA, 1884 nt
Organism: Phyllostomus hastatus (greater spear-nosed bat)
Lineage: Eukaryota; Metazoa; Chordata; Mammalia; Chiroptera; Phyllostomidae
Gene: AP3S2
Product: adaptor related protein complex 3 subunit sigma 2
Exons: 6
Coding region: 577-1158 (193 amino acids)
Biological process (GO): Golgi to vacuole transport; intracellular protein transport
Cellular component (GO): intracellular membrane-bounded organelle; AP-3 adaptor complex; membrane coat
Source: RefSeq, a predicted model, not a curated record
UUUUAAAUGGGACAGCAUUAGAGAUGCCUUGAUUCCACCAUUCACUAUUUACCAUGGAUGGAAUGCUGAAAAAUGAAAAUGAACCUAAUGUACCCCAACUGGGGAAUGGCUAAAUCAGCUGGCAUCUCACACCGGGAAAGCAGGUCACGAUAUUUUGGCGCAGACGCUGAUAGAAGAAGGCCCCCGCCGCCCCUGCGCUGGAGCGCGGCUGCGGGCAGGAGUUCCUGCGUCGGGAACUGCCCUCCCCACGUGCCCGGCUCUGCGCCCCGUCCGGGGUUGGCAAACUGGUCGGUGUGGCUGAAGGACACAGAUCCGGGCUCGCGUCCAGGCCAGGCUCGACUCGCCGGCCGACGCUGGCCGCGGUGACUACCCUCCCCAGCCUCGGGGUCUCGAUGUCCUCACCAGCCUUCUCCUCGGCGAGCCGUGAAAGCGGACUCUUCGCGGUCCGGCCCCUGGGCGCCCGGGAAAGUUUCCGCCGGCCACUUUCAGAGGCGCACCCACCGGAAGUGUCCGGGUUGUGGCGGAAGCUGAUGUUUUCAAGAAAUAACAGUGUUGAGAGAAGCUUGGCCGGCGAAGAUGAUUCAGGCGAUUCUGGUUUUCAACAACCACGGGAAGCCGCGGCUGGUCCGCUUCUACCAGCGUUUCCCAGAAGAAAUCCAGCAGCAGAUCGUCCGGGAGACCUUCCACCUGGUUCUCAAGCGGGACGACAACAUCUGUAACUUCCUGGAGGGCGGAAGUUUGAUUGGUGGCUCCGACUACAAGCUGAUUUAUCGGCACUAUGCUACCCUCUACUUUGUGUUUUGCGUGGAUUCGUCAGAGAGUGAACUCGGGAUCCUGGACCUCAUCCAGGUGUUCGUGGAGACCCUGGAUAAGUGUUUCGAGAACGUCUGUGAGUUGGAUUUGAUCUUCCACAUGGACAAGGUGCACUACAUCCUGCAGGAAGUGGUGAUGGGCGGGAUGGUGCUGGAGACGAAUAUGAAUGAGAUCGUGGCCCAGGUGGAAGCUCAGAACAGGCUGGAGAAGUCAGAGGGCGGCCUCUCGGCAGCCCCCGCCCGCGCCGUGUCCGCGGUGAAAAACAUCAACCUGCCGGAGAUGCCUCGGAACAUCAACAUCGGCGACCUCAACAUCAAAGUCCCCAACCUGUCCCAGUUUGUCUGAGGGCUGAAGACCGUGCUGCACCGGAGUCCCGGAGCGAAGCCGAGCCAGUCCCGCGGCAGCACCCACUCCGAGCCGCAGGCGAGGAGCCGCGGCCCUGACCCACGCAGUGCCGGAGCGGCGCGGCGGGUCUGCCGGCUCUGACUGCGGGUGGGAGGGUCCGGGCCCCUCAGUGGAGGUCAGCGCACGGGGUUAGCUCGCCCGCUCUCCCUCCGCGUGCAGCCGCUCCCGGGGCUCGGGGCCGUGUGGAGAGGCCCGCCCGCUUCCCAGGACCCCCACCAGGACCUUGUCCGACUAGAGUCUUCUUCCGCAGCCCCAGGAGGCGCCCCGAGUCCCGUCGCGGCCACGGUUGCCGGCGAGGCGCCAUCGCUGCAGGGGGUCUGGCCCGCAGACCUGAGCCGCGGUGAAUGGCGGGCGAGGGCAGGGCCCUCCGAGGAGGAGGAGCGCCACCCGCUGGCUCCGCUAGGCCGUGCUCCCCGGAGUCUGCCGGUGCAGCCAGACUGUCGGAUCGCGGCCUCCCGCGGGGCACUCCGCCCACUGCCCCCGUCCGAGCCCUGCCCCCCGUGUCUGCGUGCCCGCGGCCUGGUCAGAGGCCGGUGCCCGCCUCCCGCGUCCCUGCUGGUCGGAGAGCGACCCCACGCGGCGCUCUCUCCGGCGCAGCCGGAUGCCCCCUCAAAGGGGAGAGGCCCUGUGUCUGUAGAAGAUAAAGCUGGCACCGUAUGGAAUGUC